AUGGACCGAUCUACCGAAAUGGACACCACAGAAGAGAGAUUUUCCGGCUCUGCCUCAUACCGCUACGUCGAUGGAUGGACGAACAAAUUCGCAACCAACAUCCACAGCCUCAUGGCCCCUAGUCGAUGUGGUGAAGACCAUUCCCAUCUACACCGCGUAUUCCGAGAACGCGCAAAAGAGGGCGCGAUUUACGGCGAACUCUCACGUUGUGAUUGUGAUUUCAUGGUUCCAUCCCAGGAUUGGGCUCGAACAGACAGUGGCAUGUACCAGAAUCACAUCCGGACUCAUGGCAACAAAGAGGAGGCUGCGAAGAACAUGCAACAUCAUGGGUAUUUAUUGCGGUCCUUGUGUCCUGAGAUACAUAAGCGGCUCGAGGUAUAUGGGUGUAUAGGAAGUGGAAGUCACGGGGUAGUAUUUGCAGCAAGAGAAAAAUACCCAGAAGAUCCUCAAAAUGUCAAGCAUUACGCUCUGAAAGUCGAGCCGCACAUGACGCAAAUGGAGGCCAUUGCGAGAGGAAGGGGUCCCACGAUGGCUUGCUGGGAUGAUGUAGGAGGCAAUAUUCGCUACAUUCCUACCGAAGCCAUGAUGAUGCGUUUUGUCACAGGAAGCAGAAGGUUCCCCGUGAUCGAAUCCGUUUACACGCACGAUUUAUAUCAAACGACAAUUAUGAGCGCCGCGGCAGUUGACUAUGACCCAAGGAGGGAAACGAGAACAUCCGAUGACGACGAGGACUAUUUUCCUUCGUUCUUGGGCGCACAGCUGAUAGAGGGGAAAACACCGCUACUGAGCGAAGUUGAAGUGUGCAAGGUCGCAUGGCAAAUGCUUCAGGCUAUGAUGUACUUGAUGGAUAUGAACAUGUCGCAUGAUGACCUCAGUCACCAUAAUUAUGUUGUGGACGAAUAUCUCAAUAUUCAGAUCCUAGAUUUUGGACUGAUGAUAUUCGCAUUGGAUGGCGAGCAUGACUUCCAAGUUACACGCUGGGCAUGGCUCCCAUAUCAGGAGUAUCAGAUAUCGCCUGAGCUCGCAAUCGAACUCAGCAAGGAAAUGUGGAAGGAAGGUCAGUACGAUGUAGAGGAAGAAAGGAUCGUGUAUCUUCCUCACGACGCCCGCGUGGAGCACCUGUGGAAGUUUGGCUGCAUAGUCUACGAUCUGCUCCACGGUUACUCGGCGUGGGAAGACAGAAAACUUGAUCACAGGAUCGGCGGUAUUCGACAAUGGGCCCAGAAACGGGCAGAAAGCAAUGAGGAGUCUUGGUGGAGAAUGUUGGAACGUCGUGACAGGGUCAUUAACGAGGAGCUUCCUAUUGACGAAAACCUGUCUCAGGACUGUGUCGACGUGCUCAGAGCCAUGUUCACCAAGGAACCGGAAAAGCGGCCAACGCUUCAUGAACUUGCCUCGUUCCCAUGGUUCCAAGGGCAUUGGAUGAAUGAGGGCACCUUUCGACGCCCUGCUGCAGACUUCCCCGAAGACUCAGAAAGUACAUCGGAAGAAUCUGGGCAAACAGUUGAGAUGAAUGAGAGCUGGGAAUAACUAUAACAUCCCGCGAAACAUGUGGAAGACAGUGUUACGUCUUCCACUGCGGAAACGUUGUAACCGGCAGAGUGCCUUGAAAGGCAUCUUUG
Paecilomyces variotii is the source of this 1622-nucleotide messenger RNA. Its product is annotated as kinase domain-containing protein. The transcript has 3 exons. Gene Ontology annotation, biological process: protein phosphorylation. The coding region runs from base 1 to 1530 and encodes 509 amino acids. Gene Ontology annotation, molecular function: protein serine/threonine kinase activity; ATP binding. Gene Ontology annotation, cellular component: cytoplasm. The record is from RefSeq and is a predicted model, not a curated record. Lineage: Eukaryota; Fungi; Ascomycota; Eurotiomycetes; Eurotiales; Thermoascaceae.